CGGCUCUGGGCGUCCUAGGACUCGCCUAGCUGCGGCCGGCGGCCAUCUUAGGAGUGAACAAGUGCUUUCUAUACAUUCAGAAUGAGUACUUUGCCUCCUGUGCUGAUACAGUGUCCAAAGAGAUAUCCCAGUCUCGUGGAGCAGAUGGUUUGCCCUUCAAUAAAACUUGCAAGGAUUCAUUUGAUCAAAGACAAAGAUGCCAUAGAUCAUUAUUUGUCGAUGAAUAUCAAAGGGUUGUCAAAACAAGAGGCUGCUGCUUACAGGAAUUCAUACAAGAAGAACAUCUGCAUAGACAUGCUGCGACAGGGUUAUCACAAGUCCUUCUCUGAGCUCUUCACUCUGAUACAGAAAUGGAAUGCCUUGAGGGAGGCUGCAGGGCCUGGGUCAGCCAUAUGGCAGCAGAAGUCCCUGGAGGAGCAGCCUGAUAAGCUGGAUCAGCUUCACCAUUUCCUGACCAGGGCUGAGGCAGCCCAACGAGCCGAGUACUAUGAGGAGGUGUACAAUAACCAACUUAAGUUGGCCUACUGCUUCAACAACACUGAGGACAAAUGGUUAAGGAAUUACUUUUAUGAACAAUGUCUUAGCACUGCUCAGCUGAUCAAAAUCGAUGGAGGGAAAAAAGAGUCUGAAGCACAUGCAAAUAUGGGCCUUGUCAAUGAGGAACAAGGUCUGUUCAUGAAAGCUGCUGAGCAUUAUGAAACAUUCCAUCAAUUGACACUGGGACGGAUGUGGAAUGAUGAGACAGGCCAUACUUACAACUCACUGGCCUGUGAGCAUCUCUGGAGAAUUUACACAUUACUAGCAGACAAAAUGCUAGAAAAUAAAGAACACCAACAGGCCAUCAAAACUCUAAUAAAAGCUUUUGAAAUGGCAAAAAAAGGAGGUGAUAAGAAGAUGGAAGGAGAAGCUGCCUAUUGUUUGGGGCUAGCCUAUCAUUCUGCUGGAGAAGAAAAGACAGCAAUAAUAACUCUGAACACCUACAAAGAAAUCUCCACAGAACUGUGUGAUAUUGUUGGCCUAGGCAGAGCAUAUCAAGCUAUAGCCAAGGUCCUGGUAAGUCAAGUAAAAGUGACUGAGGCUAUUGAGUACUUGGAAAAGUUUGUGACAGUUGCCAAGAGUGCUCAGCUAAGCCGAAGUCUAGUGGAUGCAUGCAUAUCCCUUGGAGAUAUUUACAAUGAAAGAGGGAACUAUUACAAAGCCUGUGAAUAUUUCAAUAAGGCUUUUGAGGCAGCAAACACUCUAACUGACUUGCCCCUGGUGGAUGAAACGAAGGUUUAUUACGGCAUCGCAAAAGCUCAUAACAUGAUGGUGGCAGUUAACAGUCAUACAGAUGCUGCAGAUCACGUCAGCAUUGAGUACCUGCUGGCAUGGAAGGAGAAUAGAAGUGACAUGUGCACUGACCCUUUUACAGUUGAGCUUGCUAAAGACACAAGUGAUGUUUUGGAGACCAAUGAACUAUUUCUGCAGACCCCAGUUCAAGAACCUCUAUGAGAAUUCCAGCUCACUCAGAAAGAAAGCUCUGAACCCUUUUGAUGAAGUCAAGAAGAUCCUUGUUAGAAAAUAUACAGAAAAACAUUUGCGUUUCAGCUUGUAAUUUUAAAAGGAGCACAGGGUUGCUUUGCAAGCGCCCAGCAACAUUAGGCCCUUGUAUGACUGGUGUCAGGUUCAAUAUGUGUUGCAAAGUUUUUUAUCUUAACUAUCCUGCAUUGUUGAAAUAAAAUACAAAAGGAAUGGUAGCGUUAGAAAGGAAAACCAAUAUAGUUACCUAUUACGUAUCUAUCCUACAGUGUACCUCCUGUGAGGUGCUGAGCACCCUUAGCUCCCACAGAAGGCAAUAGGAAUGGGAGUUGAGGAUGUUCAGCAAGAUCAUGCUCUAAACAUAUAUGCUAAUUUUAACACUAAUAUCCAGCAUUUUGUCCAUUUCUGUAACAGUACACUCAGAUUUUGACCCCUUUUACACAGGGCCUUCAGUUGAGUUUAACAAAAGUGCUUAACAGCUGUGACUCAACUGGGUUUUAACAUGGUUAGAAAAGAUCCAGCCUGGUUGGUGCACUAUAGCAUGGUUUAGAUCUAGGUUAUAAUACAGUUUGGCCCUAACCAGCUUCAGCCACAACUAGGUUUGUUUAAGCUGUGAUUAAGCAUAACUAUUAAACUCUCUUGAAAGCCCUGUAUAAACAAAGCAUUUGAAAUGCUGUUUACCGUUCCUAGUAAAACAAUAACCCAACGUAACAGUGAAACAAGUAUAUUGAACAUGGAUAUUUUUUGUCAUAUUGAAAAUCUGUAUUUAACACGUUCAAAGCUACACAAGACACCUUUUAAAAGUGCACCCUGUGCUUGUUCUUGUAAUCAAACAAACUAAAAUCCAUGGAGACUGAUUUUAGCUAAUAACCCGCUAAUAAUCUAAAACUCUGAUUCCUUUUGUAUGGUGAAGUCUGCUUGGAGAAAUUUAUUCUAGUUUGAGUUGAUAAAUUCUUCUUGUCAGGAGAUUCCCCUCAUGAUUCUUAGCAGGCAAACUUCAGUAGGCUUUCACAGUUCUCUGUGGCCAUUUUCAGGGCUGCUGUAACCAUUGACCUGGAUAGAAGCUAGGAGGAUAGAAGAUUGAGAUUAUCCUUCUGAGAAAUGUAAUAAAAGUAGAAUGUUGGGACCCUUUGAGUUUUAUUUGGAAAAAUUGAUUCAGUUUAUCAUAUAUUUCAGAAAACCAGAUCUUAGAUCUUUCAGAUCUAAAUAAACAAAGGUUUAUGAGUCCAAAUAAUUGAGAUUUUUUUCUUUAACAACAAAGCCUCCCAGGUUCAGACUCUGAAGGAGGCUCCAUUAGGUCUUUGGUCAGUUUUUAGGACAGUCCUGUGAAAGUGAGAGCCUUAGCCAUAACAAUAACUCUAUCCACUGGUUCUCUUCAGGGCUGCAAUCUGUGGAACUGGUUAAGAACAUCUGAUAAUAGGAUUUGUUUCUAUUAACGCUAUGCAAAACAUACAACAUUUCUAAAUCCAUCUGCACAUUUUUGACCAGGAUGCAUAAAUGCAACACACAUACAAUACAUCUGACACAGUGUGAUGGGUUCAGUCACAGAGACCCUCUUGGGACUGUCACGUGACAUGCUGAGAUUACCUCUGAGCCCGUUUUCCCUACUAGCUUGGGACUCCAGAACCCUGCCUUGUUAAACUAGACAUGCUAGCCUGCUGCAACACAGACCCAGGUCUGGUCCACGCCCCAAAAGCAGCAGACUUUAACCAAAAACUGCUCAGCAGGUUACGUAUCUCCAGCACCCAGACACCCAGCUCCCAAUGGGAUCCAAACCCCAAAUAAAUCCGUUUUGCUCUGUAUAAAGCUUAUACAGGGUAAACUCAUAAAUUGUCUGCCUUCUAUAACAUUGAUAGAGAGAUAUGCAAAGCUGUUUGCUCCCCAGGUAUUAAUUGCUUACUCUGGGUUCAAUAAUAAACAAAAGUAAUUUUAUUAAAAAUAAAAAGUAGGAUUUAAGUGGUUUCAAGUAAUAACAAACAGAACAAAAUAAGUCACCAAGCAAAAUAAAACAAAACAUGCACGUCUAAGCCUAUUACAUUAAGAAACUGAUUACAGGUAAAAUCUGACCCUCAGAGAUGUUCCAAUAAGCUUCUUUCACAGACUAGACUCCUUUCUAGUCUGGGCCCAAUCCUUUCCCCUGGCACAGACCUUGUUAGUUUCAGCAGACAUCUGAGGUGGAAACUCAGGGUUUUCUCCUGACUGGCCCCCCUUUGUUCUAUUCCACCCCCUUUAUAGCUUUGACAUAAGGUGGGUAUCUUUUGUCAUUCUGGGUCCCCACCCCUCCUUCUAAAUGGAAAAGCACCAGGUUUAAGAUGGAUUGCAGUAUCAGGUGAUAUGUUCACGUGUCCUGUGUAACCCCAGCCUCCAUUCUUCCUGGGCUGGCUCACACGAACACAGAAAGUCUUGCAAGUAAACAGAACCAUUUACAACCAAUUGUCCUAAUCAAUGGGAGCCACCAAGAUUCUAAACCACCAUUAAUGGCUCACACUUUGCAUAAUUACAAUAGAACCUCAGAGUUAUACUUCAUAUUUCUAGCUUCAGAUACAAGAAUAAUACAUGCAUACAAAUAGGAGGAAUGUAUUCAGUAGGUUAUAACCUUUGUAAUGAUACCUUACAAGAGACCUUUUGAAUAAAGCAUAUUCCAGUUACAUCAUAUUCACAUUCAUAAGCCUAUUUCCAUAAAACAUAUGGAGUGCAACGUCACACACAGAUUAUAUUUUUUUUACCCAGAAAUAUUUACUGUAAGCAUAAGGAUUGUUACAGCAGUGUUCAUUUUAAAAGUUGAAUACAUUUUUAAGGUCUGAGAAGAAUACACUUCAGAGGUCUGAGACAUUUUAUAGGACUGUUCCUACAUAAAUAUAUGCAUACAGUCUCAUAAAUCUCUCUAAUAAAUGGUAACAAAAACCACAGAACUAUAAAUUAAAUGCUAAAUAAUAAUACUGUUGUCCUUUGAGGCUAAAGUGAACUGGUUUCCACAGAGUUCACCCCUUACAUUUCAAUAUAGAUAUUAUUAAGGUGACACUGAAAAUAUCAGAAAAGCAAAAGACAUGUUUUAUAGAUAAUAGAUGAAAAUCACUUUAGUUUAAUUUGAAAACCUUUAUAUAGGUUUCUCAGCCUCUGCACUUUGUAAGUAAGGGAGCACUGGAAAGUCCUAUUUCCAAAUAUCUAAUUAUGCUGUUAAGAAAAACAUUAUCCUAUGAAGUGGAGCAUUUUAAUUUGUACUUUUUUACUGAAAAAACCUACUCAUGAUUUAGAAAAACAGACUAUCAAAAGUAUACCAGACAGACACUGAUUUUUUUCUUUUUACGUGAUAGCUCCCAGAAAUGUUAAGGUUUAUAAAACAUGAAAUACUUUGCUCUUGUAAUUGAAUGUGAUUUGUUUCUGUCUCCCAAACUUUUAACAUGCAAGUAUGCUAAUUAGCAUCCAUAAACAUCACUACUUUUUGCCAAUCUACACUAGUUACUACAUGUCACUUUUUAUAGGUGUUUGUAACAAAAUGAUUGUGCAUUCAAAAUAUAAGAAAAUAGCUUUAACACAUUUUUGCCAGUGCUUUUUACCUACACAGCUUUGAAUGAAAAUAAUGAAUUUUAUUAUCAUAUAAUGAUAUGUAGAUAUAGAUAUAGAUAUGUAAUGAUUUUCAAAAGAAUCAAGGCAUUGUAGGAUGUCAUAUUUACAGAGAAAAAUUAACCUGCCAGUCUAAGUCAACCACCUGUAUGGUAGAAUACAACCACCAUCCCACUCCAGCAACAAUUCACAGAUUUUUUUAAUAGGGGAAAUGAAAGCUCAGUUUUCCAGGUCAAAUAAAUAGAGGAAGUUAGGUAAGCAGAAUGUAGUUCCCUACACUGGAAUUUGGACAGGAUUCUGUGAUGAACACCCCUACUCUUGCAAACAGUACUAUGAGGUAUAUGAUGUCUACAGAUAAUGGUCAGAACUCAGUUUAAAACACAGUUCCCACUGUCAUUCUGCUGGACAGUACAGUUUUGGUUCAGUACAGUUUGGAAGGAUGGUCCCACCUACUGAAUUUCCAACUUCUCGAGCGUCAGGGUUUUCUUUGGUGAUCUCCCAUCCAAGCAUUGACCAGAUGUGGGCCUAAUUAUCAUAUGAGAUCUGAUAAAAUCUUAGCUUAAUGGAACCUCUGUCUCUUAUUUCCUUACCUAAAAGGGAUGGCAACAAGUUGUAGUAUCAUUGAAGACUUCCCUGUAUAGAAAUCAGUCAUUCUCAGCUCUGUCUGGUUCAGUUAUUGCUGUAAUCCUCCACCCAACUUCUUCCAGAAUGCCCCUAAUCCACAGUCCCCUAAACAUCAAGAUCAGGAAAUAAAACUCAGAUCAAUAAAAGUACACAUUGUAAAGACACCUGCAGCUUCAGUAUGUCAAGAAUAUAUAGUAUUCUUCAGUGGAAUUUACUUUGCUUAUAUCAGAGCUAAGUUUGGCCCAUAGCUUCUAGCUGUGCAAAGUAGUUUCAAAAUCAAGACUAGCCAAAAAUAUUGCAGCAAAUCAAUUUUUUUGAGAUGGUAACAUUUUUGUCUUUAAAAGCAAGUUUUGCUACAUAAUGUAAGACCUGGCAAUGACUCCAUUUCACUGAAUAAGUUUUUUAAUAAAAUUCUUUGUGGAUCAAACAAAUGGCAUCUUACAUUAAAUAACAGUAGUUUCUGGCUGGGAAGAAAAUGUGUGUGUUUGAAAUCAUUCUAUUUAUCAUUUAAAAAAUAAAAUGUUCUGUAAGUUAAUAGGUUGUAUCCUCUAAAUUAAGAUAUAUACAAUAUUUCACCACUUACUUGUCAAGCCAUUUUGAAAAAUACUAUCUGAGUCUUUGAAAGGACAUUCUGUUCUGGAAGGAAUCCAUUCAUCUCAAUGUAGUCCACUAUAAAUGUAGUGGUAGAAAUACUAUACAUAAUUACCUAGGGAUAGAUAGAUUAGAUGGUUAUUAAUAUCACUUUUUAUGUUAGUGCUAGGAAGCAAAUGGAAGAAACAAUAUUAUCUUAUUUGUAAAUAAAAUGCAAAGCA
This is a messenger RNA of Gopherus flavomarginatus (Mexican gopher tortoise), 6518 nucleotides long. RefSeq names its product tetratricopeptide repeat domain 29 (gene TTC29). Lineage: Eukaryota; Metazoa; Chordata; Testudines; Testudinidae. Bases 82 to 1491 code for a protein of 469 amino acids. The record is from RefSeq and is a predicted model, not a curated record. The transcript has 13 exons. Gene Ontology annotation, molecular function: protein binding.